AUGACACAGCGGGUAGCGCGAAGGGCGAUGGCUGAGGCUGGAGUUACGCCUGUCGAGAUCAAUAUCUACGAGCUACAUCACUGCUACUCAACUAACAAAUUGAUCCUGCUGAUGCGCUUGAGUUUGCGGCUCCCGGAAGGCUUACGAGUUAACCCCUCUGGGGCGCGCUGGUGGUCAGUCCAUCAGCGAGCUGAUGGGAAGACCGACGAACGUGGUUUCGAUGAGGGGGCUGCUAAGUUGUCGGGAUCAGGUCCCAACCUGGCGUUAGCAGAGCGAUAUGCGGCGCUACGGCAGGAGAGUGCGUCAGAGGGAGGCAAGCGAGGCAAUGCGUAG
This is a messenger RNA of Aspergillus viridinutans, 333 nucleotides long. RefSeq lists its product as uncharacterized. The transcript is spliced from 2 exons. NCBI's taxonomy places the organism in Eukaryota, Fungi, Ascomycota, Eurotiomycetes, Eurotiales, Aspergillaceae. The record is from RefSeq and is a predicted model, not a curated record. Bases 1 to 333 code for a protein of 110 amino acids. Gene Ontology annotation, molecular function: acyltransferase activity.